Molecule: messenger RNA, 972 nt
Organism: Knipowitschia caucasica
Lineage: Eukaryota; Metazoa; Chordata; Actinopteri; Gobiiformes; Gobiidae
Source: the annotation of a GenBank genome assembly
AUGAAGACGGAGGAUGGCUCUGAAAAAGCGAUUGGCCGGACGCUGAUCCCGCGAUACUUCAGCACAGUGUUCGAAGGCGGCGUCAGCGACCUGCACUACAUCCUCAAACACUCCAAAGAGUCCUUCCACAACUCCUGCAUCACACUGGACUGCGACCAGUGCACCAUGGUAACGCAGCACGGCAAGCCCAUGUUCACCAAGGUGUGCACAGAGGGACGGUUGAUAGUGGAGUUUGCCUUCGACGAUCUGAUGAGGAUCAAGACGUGGCACUUUACCAUCAGACAGUAUCGAGAACUCAUCCCCCGCAGCAUCCUGGCCAUGCACGCACAGGACCCUCAGGUGUUGGAGCAGCUGUCCAAAAACAUCACUCGCAUGGGUCUGACCAACUUCACCCUCAACUACCUCAGGUUGUGCGUCAUCCUGGAGCCCAUGCAGGAGCUCAUGUCCCGGCACAAGACAUACAACCUCAGCCCCCGAGACUGUCUGAAGACAUGCCUGUUCCAGAAGUGGCAGAGGAUGGUGGCUCCACCAGCUGGACACCCACAGAACUUCAAAACGGAAAUAUUCCCCACGAAUCACAAAAAAGCUGAGCCCGCGCGACAACCCGCCACCAAGAGGAGGAAACGGAAGAACUCUGCCAGCAGCGCCAACAGCACCAUGGGCACCGCGGCCGGCAAGAAGCGCAGCCCAGCCACGAACUUCAGCCUCUCCAGCCAGCCAGCCUUUCGCCCACCCAUCGACACGUGUUGUCUCCCACAUCACAGCACCCACUCCGCACCCACGGCACCCGGCCCGCCCCUCCUAAAGUGGGGGAACACGGCGCGUACAUAUGUCUGUCUUUGUCUGAGAAGUUGUUGGUUCGUGGCUGAGAGACGUGAGCUCGAUGAUAAUGAGCAGUCACUGUGGAGGAGGGAGAGGGAGGGAGAAGACUGGGCUGAGGCGGUUCUCUCCCUCCCCCACAGUGACAUCUAG